Molecule: messenger RNA, 973 nt
Organism: Suillus discolor
Lineage: Eukaryota; Fungi; Basidiomycota; Agaricomycetes; Boletales; Suillaceae
Exons: 8
Coding region: 159-884 (241 amino acids)
Biological process (GO): ubiquitin-dependent protein catabolic process; protein deubiquitination
Cellular component (GO): cytoplasm
Molecular function (GO): cysteine-type deubiquitinase activity
Source: RefSeq, a predicted model, not a curated record
UCACACAACGGUAGUCCUGAGCGUCAGCGUCAACAGGUGCGCAUGGGGGUCGGAACAAAAGUCGGAGCUUGCAGUUGCCAUAUAAGGUAAGUGCUCGGCAGUACUGAGUGUUGCCCACGUGCUAGUACUCGACUAGUACUACGAGAUUGUCCAUCAUCAUGUCGGAAUCUCGCUGGAUCCCGCUCGAAAGCAACCCAGAUGUCUUUAACAGUUGGGCCAUAAACGCUGGACUAGCAUCCAAGGCGCAAUUCGAGGACAUAUAUGGUCUUGAUCCAGAACUUCUAGGAAUGGUAUCGGAAGGUGUAAAGGCCGUUACACUACUCUUUCCCUGUUCAGGGACCAUUGCGACCAAGCGCAAAGAGGAAGAUGAAAAGAUUGCCGCUCAAGGGCAGUAUCCGAUCGAUCCCACUAUUUUUUGGAUGAAGCAGACGAUUGUAAACGCUUGCGGAACCAUGGGCCUUCUGCAUGCUUUAAUAAACUCAGGUGUCGCUUUCGCUGAUGAAAGUCCAUUGGCUAGAUUUAUUGAAGAAUGCAAAGACAAAACACCAUUGGAACGUGUCAAAGUUCUAGAGGAGACCUCCCUGUUCGAACAGAUCCAUACCUCUGCAGCCGUCUCAGGACAAACUACGGUGCCUGAAGAUCUGGAUACAUAUCUCCAUUUUACUUGUUUCGUUAAGGCCCCCGAUGUCACUGCGAGGGGCACAGAAACCCAAGUCCGUGGGUGGCGCGUCAUAGAGUUGGACGGAGGUCGCAAUGGUCCGAUUGAUAGGGGCGAAUGCACCAACUUGCUUCAGGACGUAGCCAAAUUCGUCAAAGAACAUUAUAUCAAGGAAAGCAAGAGUGUCAACUUCAGCAUGAUGGCGUUAUGUUCUGGACAAAACUAGAUUAAUAAAUACGGACAAAACCAAUGUGUACAACAGCAGAGCGACUACGUAUUCAAUUAUUUCAGCUGGCGCUUUUAGAUCAGAAGUUA